Messenger RNA from Orbicella faveolata, 1140 nucleotides. RefSeq lists its product as uncharacterized. The record is from RefSeq and is a predicted model, not a curated record. NCBI's taxonomy places the organism in Eukaryota, Metazoa, Cnidaria, Anthozoa, Scleractinia, Merulinidae.
UAGAAGGCAGAGUCAUUGCGGAACUGUUCAAGGUGCCUCGCUUGCUAUAUAUUCAGUAGCCUGAAAGUCAAAUCCAAGUAUGCGAGGCUUAAAAUCAGCAAAAUGAAUCUGCCCGGCCUCUUCGCGACAUGAAAGACGAUAUGCCAGAUCCAAAGAUGAAAAGGCUGACAGAAUUUCUUUUUUGGGGAAUCAUUAUACUUUCGGAAUGCGGACUUUCGUCAAGUUGCAGCGAUAAAGGCACGUCCUCGGCAAUUGGAGUCAAUAUAACCUGCGACAGUUACUUGGAAUUGUACGUGGACGGCAAGCUUUUGGGUGGCGGUGCAACAAAUGUUACGAGCAAAGGUUUCUUUGUGUACCAGAUAAUGCCAAGAAGUCACGUGGUAGCUCUAAGUUGCAAAGCUUCCGCCCCACCAUGGGAGGGAGGUAUUUUGGGAUCGUUUGAAAACGGACUGGUCACCGACACCUCUUGGAAGUGCAUCACCACGGCCAGAUACGGAUGGAAUAUGAGAAAGUACCGAGAUGAUGAUUGGCCAAUGGCCUUGCCUUAUGGACCCAACAACAAGUCAACAUUACCUUGGGGAAGAAUACCAAGCAUCGACGAGAAAGCUGUUUGGAUUUGGUCUGCAGACAAUAAAGGGGACACUGAGGUUUACUGUCGGCACAGCCUUGUUGCUCCAUGUACCGAAGUAAAGUCAAACUUCUUCAAGGCACCAGAAUCUGGCAGAGACAUGGCCAUAGCAGGAUUUUCGCUCCUUCGGACAAAGGUUGCCAGCGCAGUGGAGUGUGGGCUCAAGUGUGGUCAGCGCAGCGCAUGCGCAUCAUUUGCAGUGGAGUACUCGGAUAGUCCUGGAUCUAAACUAUGUGAACUUAAUACAGUAAAGGCUACAAGUCAUCCUGAAAGUGUUGUAAGAAAGAAAGGCUUUCAAUAUUACGACGAAGCUGAGGUCUUCUAUUAGGGAAAAUUAAACUGAAAACUGCUAGAAGGAAGGCUGUUAGUAAAACUAACAUCCUAAAUCACGGAGCAAGGAAAAAACAAAAACAGGUCCAGCCGAUGUGCAAUGAGUCAAGGUAGACAUAUUUCCAAAGAUGAGCAACAUGCAGUAAUUUUUCUUUACAAACAAACUAUUCUCCGACACAUAA